Molecule: messenger RNA, 1587 nt
Organism: Naegleria gruberi
Lineage: Eukaryota; Heterolobosea; Eutetramitea; Acrasida; Naegleriidae
Exons: 2
Coding region: 16-1587 (523 amino acids)
Molecular function (GO): actin binding
Source: RefSeq, a predicted model, not a curated record
AUUGCCACCAACAAGAUGACAAAAGCAAGGAAGAACACCACCACUACCAAGUCUGAAGAAGAUAUUGACCAAAUUCUCAAUGAUUUGAAGAAUGAAGAAAAGAAGAGAGAAGAUAAGAAGCGUAAGGAACAAGAAAAGAAGGUCAAGAAACAACAAAAGGAUGGCUUCUCUAAGGAAGACUUGAAGAAGAAGAAACAAGAAUCUGCUGGUACUCCACAAGUUGCUACAACUCCAGCUACUCCAGAAGCCUCAUCUUCACCAUCCACUCCAUCAACACCUUCAACUCAAAAGAAGGAAAAGAAGGCUGCUGCCACAACUAGUACUGUAACUCCUGUUGAACAAAAGCCUGUUGUUGCUGAAAAGAAGAAAGAAAAGAAGGAACCUGUUGCUGAAAAGAAACAAGAAGAACCAAAGGUUGAAGAAAAGAAACCUGAACCAGUUCAAGUUGUUGAAGAAAAGAAACCAGAACCUGUAGUAGAAAAGAAGGUUGAACAACCAAAAGUUGAAGAAAAGAAGCCAGAGCCUGUAGUAGUUGAGGAAAAGAAACCGGAACCAGUUCAAGUUGUCGAAGAAAAGAAACCUGAACCAAUUGUUGAAGAAAAGAAACCUGAACCAGUUCAAGUUGUUGAAGAAAAGAAGCCUGAACCUGUAGUAGAAAAGAAGGUUGAAGAACCAAAAGUUGAAGAAAAGAAACCAGAACCUGUAGUAGUUGAGGAAAAGAAACCAGAACCAGUUGUUGCAGAAAAGAAGGUUGAACCAACUCCAGUUGUUGAAGAAAAGAAACCAGAACCUGUUGUUGAAAAGAAAGUAGAAGAACCAAAGGUUGAAGAAAAGAAGCCUGAACCAGUUCAAAUUGUUGAAGAAAAGAAACCUGAACCAAUUGUCGAAGAAAAGAAGCCUGAACCUGUUGUUGAAAAGAAGAUUGAACAACCAAAAGUUGAAGAAAAGAAACCAGAACCUGUUGUCGAAAAGAAGGUUGAACCAAUUGCUAUCGAAAAGGUCACACCUGUUGUUGAAGAAAAGACAAUUGCUCCAUCCACUCCAAAGAAGAUCAAUGAUACUAUUUCAAAGUUCGAAGAAUUGAAGGCUGAAGAAACUAUUGAAAAGAAGGUUGCUUCACCAUCUGCCAAACCAUUCGUCGCCACAACAUCCACUGGUAUCAAAUUUGAAGAAGCUAUCGGAGCUGCUUACAAUGAAUUGAGAGAUGAACAAUCUGAUAUUAGUUAUGCUAUUAUUGAAUAUGAUGAAAAGGAUAAGAAACUCCUCAAAUUGUUCAAGAAGGGUACCUCAUUCGAUGAAUGUUGUUCACUCUUGUUGCCAGAUAAGGCCUACCAUAUUCUUUUGCGUGUUAUUGCAUGUGAAUUAGAUAAUGUAAAGAGAAGCAAAUAUCUCUGUAUUACUUUUAUGGGUGAUGAAGUCAAGGCCAUUACUCGUGGUAAGGUUGCUGCCAACAUUAACGUUGUUGCUGAUCACUUUGCUUUGAAUCCAUUGCACAUUAAGGAUAAGAGUAAGAUUAAGGAAGAAGUUAUUGAAAAGAUUAAUAACAGUCUCGGAAUGAACAUUCCAUCCCCUAACUAUAUUUUCUAA